AUGUGUGGGGGUGCCAUGCAAGUCGCAGCAGCAACAGAAACUGGAUCUCCAACCUCGCCGCACCCGGUGGACUUGGGCGACAGUGCUUCGGAGGUUAUAUCUGGGAAUGUUAUGUUGCAUUUUGCUUCGAAAAUACUCAGACAGAGGCAGAAUGGGGAGUUUGGGAGGCUCAGCUUCACUGGGGCCACCCUCGCAGCCGUUGUUGCUGUUGUUGCUGCAUACUUGGUGCUCCGCUGCGCUCUGCACUUGUCGAUAACCAGAAAGAGCAUAGAAGCACAGCGAUUUCUUGCAGAAGCAGAAUUUCCAAAAAGCAAAGGCAAGGGAGAGCCUUGCGGCGCCCCUGAGAGGGGUUCUUCUGGUGGCCCUCCUGCUGGUGCAGAUGCUGCUGCCGCUGCUGUGGAAGAGGAAGAGGAAGAGGAAGAAGCUCCUGUUCUGAGGGAUUUGUUGGUACGGGCACGCCGUUAUGCAGCUGACUUGGCGCAGCUUAUAAGGAAAAGCGGACGGCUUGUGGUGAACCUGGACUCCCACCUGAAAGCCAGGUGUGUAGCAGAGUUCUUGUGUUUGUGUGUGGUGGAGUUUUCUGCCUUGUUCUCCCUGUUGGAAAGGAAAGAGAGGGCCGGCAUCAGAGAAAUAAUCUCUAAAAUAUCAUCCCAUCUAUUUAGCUUUCGUCGCAGCUUUGGCAGGGGAGAGAUUUCCCACACGCGGUUCCGGCAUAUUCGAUGUGUCCACGCGCUCCUCAAUAGGCUCGCAGACGUCAGACCGUCUGCAGGAGCCCUCCAGGAGAAGCAGCGAUUGGUGAUGAUCAAGCACCUGCUGCAGCUUCAGGAGCUAGCCUUGGCUCAGCUCAGUGCUGGUAUUUUCUGGCUGAGCAUGUCUCAACAGAUGUUGGAGAAAGCAAGAAGCAAACCCAAAGGGGCUCCUGCAGCUGCUGAAGGCGCUGCUCCCCCCACUACUGCUGUGGCUCUCAAGAAUACUGCAGAAACUAGAAACAGAACUGCUGCAGCUGCUGCAGGUGACUCUGCAGCUGCUGCAGGUGACUCUGCAGCUGCAGCCGCUGCUGCAGGUGACUCUGCAGCUGCUGCAGGUGACUGUGCAGCAGCUACAGGUGACUCUGCAGCUGCUGCAGGUGGCUCUGCAGCUUCUGAAGCUGCUGUGAAAGCGCCCCCUUCAGCAGUUUCUAUAGCAGCUAGUAAAGUUAUUUCAGCUGUUGUGGCUAUAGAACUUACCGUCCAUAGGCGCAGGGAACAAGUUCUUCACAUUCCGCAGCUAAGCUAUUGGCUGAGGGAGGCGCAUGAAAGGCCCUUUCACUACGGUCUUUUAAGUCGUUUCCGCAUCGACCGGAUAGCCCAAAGACCCCUCCAAACCCAUAAGCAACAAAUUCAAACCUUGCAAGAUACUCCACUUGGAUCCGGAGAAGAGCCCUGGGAGAACGCGCGCCUCAAGAGGAUUCUCUCCAGGAAGAGGGGCGUUGCCAAAUACCUCCCGUGGGAGGCUUUAACGGCCACCAGACCAUCUCCUUCUGAAGGCCCAAGCAGUGCUCCGGGCUCCCCAGGGCCACUGACGUCCCCUGGCCAAGGCCCACAAGCAGAGGCCGACGAUGACGGACUCGCUCUUGCUCCCUUGUCCCCCAGCGCGUCUACUGGUGAAGAUACUCUUGCUGAGGAGGAGGAGGAGGAGGAGGAGGAGGAGGAGGCAAACGUACUGUCUUCCAGUCCUUUCAACGAAGAGCAUCCCCGUGUUCUGCCUAAUGAACUUACAUCUGUCCCGGUGCCUGUUGCUACAUUGCUUCCCCACUCCUCCGCAUUUUCCACCUCUCCAGAGCUUGCUCCCGCCCCCUCAGCUCUCGACCACUCGCCGGAAGUCACGCGGGCCUCCACCGUCGUGGAUGCCCCUUCUGUCGGGAGACCUUGCGAGUCUUAUCAGUUUUCUGGACCUGUCCCGCGACUUCCACCUAGUUCAUUCAGGGCACCUAUUUCUUCAAGUGCUUAUUCUUCUCACGCCUCCACUUCCUCUGCCUUCGACCUUGCUGCUCAGGAUCCCGCGAUUACCGCCGUUUUGGGUGCAUUGCCUGCUUCCACAACAGGACUGCUCGCCUUGCCUGCCUCUGGAGCACAGCCACCAGUAUCAGUUUCUCAACAGGAUGGCUUUGACAGAACACCGGGUGCAUCAAGGCCCCGCCGUCCCGCUGACAGAUUUGGAGCUCCUUUUGUGUCUUUUAUGCCUUGUGGAAGUUCUCUUGUUUUCCCUGCACCUACCGAGGCAGCCUGGCCGUUGCACAGCCCAUGGAUUGAUCAAAGCAUUCUUCGCGACUUCGAUGAGCCCACUCGGGCCGCCAUUGAUGCAGGAUUUGAGGCACUUGGGAGAAUCUUUAGUGGCAUCCCACAGACUCGCGAAGCAAUUCCCUUUGGACAGUUUCCAGCGGCAGCAACAAAUCCCGCACCUGAUGCUGUAGCAAGUCCUGCAACAGUUCAGAUCCCCUCCGUGUUAACUGAAUCUGGUGAAACGAGCUAUUCACUUCCAGGAGCCAGUUUGGAGGGGAGUUCCGGGUUUUUUUCUCGUUCUUAG
This is a messenger RNA of Eimeria maxima, 2565 nucleotides long. RefSeq lists its product as hypothetical. The record is from RefSeq and is a predicted model, not a curated record. The coding region runs from base 1 to 2565 and encodes 854 amino acids. Lineage: Eukaryota; Apicomplexa; Conoidasida; Eucoccidiorida; Eimeriidae. The transcript has a single exon.